UGUGUGUGUGCUGUACAAAUGGUCUAAUUGUGAUGUAAAAAAUAAAAACCAUGAUUUCGUGAAAAUCGUAAACAUCGUCAAAUGGAGGUGAUAACAAGUUAGGUGACGGACUUGCCAAUGAAUUUCAAACCUAAAUCAUCAUCUCUUUUCUCUUUUUAAUACCAUUUUUAAUCUUUUUCUUGAUCGCCCCAUAAUUUUGUUUUUCCAUAAUUUCGAUUAUAUCGAUUUUGCCGAUUCUUGAUUCAGUUCGUGACAAUGGCAGCCAUUACUAGUAGUUCUUGUUCUACUGGUACUCAUCUCUUCGGAAACAAAAAUUUACUCAGAAAUGAAUUAGGAUCAUCUGGGGUUCAUUCUAAUGGUCUUAUUAGACCUUUUGAAAAGAUUGGUUCUGUGCGGGCAAAAUCAGUUUUGAAGAGUAGGCAAGUCAGAGCUAUGGCUUCACGAAUCCCAUCAGCUCCGAAACGAGAGAGCGAUCCGAAGAAAAGAAUUGUUAUUACAGGAAUGGGACUUGUUUCGGUAUUUGGGAAUGAUGUUGAUACCUUCUAUAAUAGACUACUUGAAGGAGAGAGCGGGAUAAGUCUUAUUGAUAGGUUUGAUGCUUCACCUUUCUCUGUUAGAUUUGCUGGUCAGAUUCGUGACUUUUCGUCCGAAGGUUAUAUUGACGGAAAGAAUGACCGCCGUCUGGAUGAUUGCUGGAGGUAUUGCUUAGUUGCUGGAAAAAGAGCUCUUGAAGAUGCCAACCUUGGAACCGAAACUCUCGAAUCCAUGGACCGGUCGAAAAUUGGAGUUCUGGUAGGGACAGGGAUGGGAGGAUUAACUGCAUUCAGCAGUGGAGUUGAAUCUCUUCUCCAGAAAGGAUACAAGAAGAUUACUCCGUUCUUCAUUCCGUACUCCAUCACGAACAUGGGAUCAGCAUUACUUGCCAUUGAUACGGGUCUAAUGGGUCCAAACUACUCCAUAUCUACUGCUUGUGCUACUGCAAAUUACUGCUUUUAUGCUGCGGCAAAUCAUAUCAGAAGAGGUGAAGCUGAUAUCAUGGUAGUUGGUGGGACUGAGGCUGCUAUCAUUCCAAUUGGUGUUGGUGGGUUCAUAGCUUGCAGAGCUUUGUCUCAGAGAAACGGUGAACCCCAAAAAGCUUCGAGGCCUUGGGAUAGAGAUCGCGAUGGGUUUGUUAUGGGCGAAGGCUCUGGCGUGCUGGUUAUGGAGAGCUUAGAGAGUGCAACAAAAAGAGGAGCGAACAUAAUAGCGGAGUAUUUGGGAGGCGCGGUUACCUGUGAUGCUCAUCAUAUGACGGAUCCUCGUUCAGACGGUCUUGGAGUUUCUUCUUGCAUAAAAAAGAGCUUGAAAGAUGCUGGAGUUUCUCCAGAAGAGGUGAACUAUAUCAAUGCUCAUGCAACAUCGACACUUGCGGGAGACUUAGCUGAGGUUAAUGCCAUCAAGAAGGUCUUUAAGAACACAUCCGAGAUCAAGAUGAACGGAACUAAGUCGAUGAUAGGACAUGGGCUCGGUGCAGCUGGUGGAUUAGAAGCCAUAGCUACAAUCAAAGCUAUCACAACUGGAUGGUUACAUCCAACCAUUAACCAAGAUAAUUUGGAGUCUGACGUUACAAUUGACACCGUCCCAAAUGUGAAGAAACAGCAUGAAGUUCAUGUUGGUAUCUCUAAUUCAUUUGGGUUUGGCGGCCACAAUUCAGUAGUCGUCUUUGCUCCUUUCAAGCCCUAAACUAAUGAAACAUUCUUCUUUUUUUCCUCUUCACUCCUUCAGAAUGUCAGAUAGAAUCCUAGCGGUGGUACAUGUGUCUUUAAUCCCCUAAUGCAGCCAAUAUGAGAUAUUAUGUUUCUUCGCAACUAGCUAUGCUGCAUUACACGUAUUGCCGCAGCAGGCACGCUUGGUCCUCCUGCAAUUUUCAAUUUUUUCUUUUAUGCAUUAAUCUCUUUACCAAGGCUUAGGAGUCUUGUACUGAACUUACUUUGAAUAAAAACACUUAUUUCCUACUAGUUUGCUAUUCAAAUAUUCAAAUUC
Molecule: messenger RNA, 2022 nt
Organism: Papaver somniferum (opium poppy)
Lineage: Eukaryota; Viridiplantae; Streptophyta; Magnoliopsida; Ranunculales; Papaveraceae
Product: 3-oxoacyl-[acyl-carrier-protein] synthase I, chloroplastic-like
Exons: 8
Coding region: 256-1722 (488 amino acids)
Biological process (GO): fatty acid biosynthetic process
Molecular function (GO): 3-oxoacyl-[acyl-carrier-protein] synthase activity
Source: RefSeq, a predicted model, not a curated record